Molecule: messenger RNA, 1197 nt
Organism: Rangifer tarandus platyrhynchus (Svalbard reindeer)
Lineage: Eukaryota; Metazoa; Chordata; Mammalia; Artiodactyla; Cervidae
Source: the annotation of a GenBank genome assembly
AUGUUUCGUGCUGUUGACUCUGCGGAUGAGGAAGAGGAGCAGGCGGAAGAGGAUUGUCCUGAAUUGGUCCCCAUUGAGACGAAGCAAAGAGAGGUGGAGGAGGAGGAGGAAAAGUCUGCCCCCGGCGCUAAGAUCCCAGUCACAAUUAUCACCGGGUAUUUAGGUGCUGGGAAGACAACACUUCUUAACUAUAUUUUGACAGAGCAACAUAGUAAAAGAAUAGCAGUGAUUUUAAAUGAAUUUGGGGAAGGAAGUGCAGUGGAGAAAUCCUUAGCUGUCAGCCAAGGUGGAGAACUCUACGAAGAAUGGCUGGAACUUAGAAACGGUUGCCUCUGCUGUUCCGUAAAGGACAAUGGCCUUAGAGCUAUUGAGAAUUUGAUGAAGAAGAAAGGGAAAUUUGAUUACAUACUGUUAGAGACCACCGGAUUAGCAGAUCCUGGUGCUGUAGCUUCUAUGUUUUGGGUUGAUGCUGAAUUAGGGGUUGAUAUUUAUCUUGAUGGUAUCAUAACUGUUGUGGAUUCAAAAUAUGGAUUAAAACAUUUAGCAGAAGAAAAACCUGAUGGACUUAUCAAUGAAGCUUCUAGGCAAGUUGCUUUGGCAGAUAUCAUCAUCAUCAAUAAAACAGACUUGGUUUCAGAAGAGGAUUUAAACAAAUUAAGAACAACUAUUAGAUCAAUAAAUGGACUGGGAAAAAUUUUAGAAACACAGAGAUCAAGAGUUGAUCUUGCGAAAGUAUUAGAUCUUCAUGCCUUUGACAGUCUCUCUGGAAUGAGUUUGCAGAAAAAACUUCAACAUGUGCCAACAACACAACCUCAUCUUGAUCAGAGUAUUAUUACAGUCACAUUUGAAGUACCAGGAAAUGCAGAGGAAGAAAGUCUAAAUGUUUAUAUUCAGAAUCUUCUGUGGGAAAAGAAUGUGAGGAACAGGGAUGACGACUGCAUGGAGGUCAUACGACUGAAGGGGCUAGUGUCAAUCAAAGACAAACCACGACAAGUGAUUGUCCAAGGUGUCCAUGAGCUAUAUGAUCUGGAGGAGACACCAGUGAACUGGGAAGAUGACAGUGAGAGAACAAAUCGAUUAGUCCUUAUUGGUAAGAAUUUAGAUAAGGAUAUUCUUAAACAACUAUUUAUAGCUACUGUGACUGAAACAGAAAAGCGAUGGGCAACACAUUUCCAAGAGGAUCAAGUUUGUCCAUAA